This is a messenger RNA of Angiostrongylus costaricensis, 1152 nucleotides long. Lineage: Eukaryota; Metazoa; Nematoda; Chromadorea; Rhabditida; Metastrongylidae. The record is from the annotation of a GenBank genome assembly.
AUGACGUCAGCCUUAUUGAAAACGUCAUUUAUGAAAGGAAUAAUGUCAUCACUGAGUGAUGUGGUGGCGUGGAAAUUCACAUCGAUCUCGGGCCUUUUCCUAGCAUUAUUUUUGUUUAAUUGGUUGUUGGUUGAAAAUGGGCUGAAUACGUUCAUUACAGGCGACACAAAGAAGUCAGUGAAUGGCUUCAGUUCAUCGUUACUGCUUUGUUUGUUGUAUGUAAUGGGUGGAAAACUUGGUCUCUAUCGUGAUGAUUUACUAUUUAUUCAUUUUUCCUCGGUCAUUACGUGCUUUGCCGUUAUUUGUGUGACAAUGUACGGAAUAAUGUUGAUCAAUUAUCGAUUCGGAGACUACUAUAAUGUGACUACCAUAUCUGAGUUCUGUUUUGGUGUCGAACUUCGUCCAACAAUCCUCGACAUCGACGUUAAGCAUUUUGUUCGAUCUUGCAUCACACUCGUUAUCUGGCCGUUAUUUAUCAUUUCAUCAUUGUACUAUCAAAGAAAUAUGCAGGGAAAAAUCACAGAAAGUCUAAUGGGAUGCAGCUUAGUUCAAAUGACUUAUAUUCUGAAAUAUCAUUGGACCGAAUAUUUGGCGCUAAACUCUCUCGACUAUAAACGUUCCAACUGUGGUAUCUAUAAACUAUGGAGCGAUAUGGUUCUCUUUCCCAUACUGUACUGCUCGCCGAUAUCAAUAAUAGCUCAGAGUCAAAGAUCGAUCUCAUUGAUAACAUCCGUUGUGCUCACUGCUAUCGCCUUAUUCUUCAUGUAUAUGACAGUUGCUAUCGACAAGCAAAAAUAUGACUUCAGAAGAUCGAAAGGGAAGAUGAAAAUCGGUGGUCUUGAUCCGUUUUUCAUUACCGCUAAAUAUAAAAACGAACAAGGUGAAACGUCGGCUAAUCUACUUCUUGGAAGUGGUUACUGGUCGAAAUCUCGACAUCCGAACUACCUCUGUGAAGCCGCAACGUUCUUUACCUUCUCGGCUUUUCAAGGUCCUUAUGUACCAGUUGCGUGCCACUUUCCAGCCCUUUUCAUCACAGGAUAUCUGAUCAGUCGUGUUUGGCUCGACGAGUCUCGAUGUGUAGCGAAGUAUGGCCAGUCAUGGUUGCAGUACUGUAAUAAAGUCCCUUUUCGAAUAUUUCCAGGAUUUUACUAG